Messenger RNA from Saccharomyces cerevisiae S288C, 1299 nucleotides. It is a transcript of the gene REH1, whose product is annotated as Reh1p. Gene Ontology annotation, cellular component: cytoplasm. The coding region runs from base 1 to 1299 and encodes 432 amino acids. The transcript has a single exon. The record is from RefSeq and is marked reviewed. NCBI's taxonomy places the organism in Eukaryota, Fungi, Ascomycota, Saccharomycetes, Saccharomycetales, Saccharomycetaceae. Gene Ontology annotation, biological process: ribosomal large subunit biogenesis.
AUGAGCUCUACUUUCUUUACAUGCAACUGUUGUGUUAUUCAGUUCAAGACUAGUGAUUUGCAAAGAUAUCACAUGAAGACCGAAUGGCACAGGUACAACUUAAAGAGAAGAAUUGCCAACCUGCCGCCAAUUGGUGCGGAACAGUUUGCUGAGAAAUUGCAAAUUUCAGAAAAGGAACAAGCUGAAAAUCAGGUUGAUGAGUUUGGUUUCCCUGUUCUAAAGCCUGUUAUGAACCAAAGUAACGCUUUGCCUCAGAAACAGAAGAAACCGAUCAAGUCAAAGAGAGGAAGAAAAGUUGGUACGAACUUAUUGAAGAGGAAAGACAGGGAUAUUGCUAAAGAAAAACAGAAUAGAUCGGUGUCCCCUUCUGGAUCAAUAUCUUCACAAUUAUCUAAUUUGACAGUAGGAACAGAAAACACGAAUACAGAUUAUGGUGAAGAUACUGUCUCUGAAUACGGUUUCACUAGUGACUCUAAUUAUGAGUAUGCUACUAGUGAUGAGGAACUAGAUAUAGCGGAUAAGCCAAGUGAUAAAGAAAAUGAAAAGAUUACCAUCACGGAAUGUAUAUAUUGCGGGAAAGACAAUAAAGAAGUGGAAAGAAAUGUCAAACAUAUGUUUAGCGAGCAUGGUCUUUUCAUACCUGAAAGGUCAUAUUUGAUUGAUCUAAACGGUUUACUAGAGUUUUUAAUAAAAAUGAUUGUUAUUGAUCAUAACUGUCUGUGUUGUAACUUUCAUGGCUCCGGUUUGGAAAGUAUAAGAGCGCAUAUGGCUUCUAAGCGUCAUUGCAGGCUGCCAUAUGAAACAAAGGAGGAGCGUCAGCUUUUCGCCCCAUUUUACGAUUUUACUUACGAUGAUCACUCUAUUAGCAAAAAUCUUCAGAAUGACAGAGCAAUUACUUCCAAGCUUUCAUCUGUCUAUGGGGCCAAAAAUGAUGAAGAAGAUGGGGAGGUAGAUAUCACGUUGGUCUCAUCCGAAAAUGACAUUAAUGCAAACUAUACCACCGUAUCUAUUGAUGAAUCUGGUUUAGAACUUACCUUGCCAACAGGCGCUAGGCUAGGUCAUCGUGCGGGCCAGAGGUACUAUAGACAAAAUUUACCUUCGCAGCCAAACCCUAACGAAAGCAGAAGAACGAUUACAGCUGCUGAUAGAAGGAUGGUCAGUGGUGUUACCGAGAAGCAAUAUAAGAAGGGUAUGAAGAAAAUGCAACAAUUGGAGAAAAAUGCCAUUAAUACGCAGAUCCGUCGCGAAAUUAAAAGGGUUAACUUUCAAACACAUUACAGGGAUGAGUUGUUGCAAUAG